CGAAGGGAUAAGGCUCCUGAGAGUGACGUGGAGAAUGCCAAGGUCAUGCACCCGCACAAGCAGCAGCAGCAGCAGGAGGGUGAGACUGCUGAGGGGAGCGUUGCAGCCUCGGCCCCUGACGGCAUGGAACAUCGGGAGGAUACGUCGCCGUCGCCGCCGCAGCAGCAGGAGGGUGAGACUGUUGUGGGUGUUGCGGGGAGUGUUACAGCCUCCGCCCCUGACGACAAGGAACAUCGCGAGGACACGCCGCCGCCGCCGCCGCAGCAGCAGCAAGAAAAUGGGAAUACUGAGAGUGACGCAGAAGAGGUCAAGGUGCUGCGCUCGCGCGACCAUAGGCGGCGGGAGCACA
Messenger RNA from Trypanosoma grayi, 349 nucleotides. RefSeq lists its product as hypothetical. The annotation marks the transcript as partial. The record is from RefSeq and is a predicted model, not a curated record. The transcript has a single exon. Lineage: Eukaryota; Euglenozoa; Kinetoplastea; Trypanosomatida; Trypanosomatidae.